AUGGUUAAUAUGCGGACAGCUGGGAUAGUCAAGAUUGGGCCACUCCUUGGAACUCCAGAAGCAGGGAGGGUUUCUGCCCAAACUAACGACCGGCUACUUUUUGUAACCUAUUCGAGAUUCAACAAGCAAUAUGGAAGUCCCAAACAGAUCAACGUGGACUUGGAAUUGGGCCGUAACAGUUUGGGUGUUAAUGCUUACGGUUUAGUCUGGUGUGUGGAGGACUGUAACAAACUGAGCCAAAUUGGAAGUUGUUUGAGCUUGCUUCAUGAUAUUCUCUCUUCGAAUAUUGCCUCAGUACGCGAUUUCAAUUUAUGGUUCAGAAAUUAG
Molecule: messenger RNA, 327 nt
Organism: Sphenostylis stenocarpa
Lineage: Eukaryota; Viridiplantae; Streptophyta; Magnoliopsida; Fabales; Fabaceae
Source: the annotation of a GenBank genome assembly